Molecule: messenger RNA, 1584 nt
Organism: Naegleria lovaniensis
Lineage: Eukaryota; Heterolobosea; Eutetramitea; Acrasida; Naegleriidae
Exons: 1
Coding region: 1-1584 (527 amino acids)
Source: RefSeq, a predicted model, not a curated record
AUGCAACCACUGUCCGUCGUAACGAACAACAACAACCCUUUGGAUGCGGAGAAAAUGAUGCAAGAUGAUGACUUGGAAAUAUUAUAUGGAUUUGAAUGCAUUACUAAUGAUGUCAUUGAACAUGAUAUCAUUCCUUUUGUAGAUUACCAUAGUCUGAUCACAGUAAUUCCGUUAGUUUCAAAGACUUGGUACCAUAUGGCAAACAAAGUAGGCAUGUGGUUUACUAUUGUUUGUAAAGAGUGCGGAAUUCAUGCAGAAAAUCUUUCAAAUUACGUUACAUGUUGUAAAAUUAAUAAUAUUCGGAACAGAAAUUCUACAAGCUGGGAUAGUUACUUGUUUGAUGAAGAUUUGUAUAUAUUGAAGAGAUUGUAUUACACUAUUCGUAAAUUGUUUCCAACAAAAUUGUUAACACCAAACGAGGACACGUCCCGACAAUUUAGAAUACCUGAUUUGAUCACAAGAGACCCAAACAAUCCACAUGUUUUAAUAUUUAACAACCAAAGGUUCAAGGAAAAUACUUUUGGUUUUGAUCUUAAUUUAAUGAGUGACAAAAGAAUUCCAAACUUGUUGUUUCUUCCAACUCCAAAACCAUCUCUUGGAGAAAGCACCGAAAGUCAUGACUCUGCCCCACAAGAAAAUACAGUGCCAGACCGAGACAUUUCUCAAUUGGUUCCUGUGUAUUACUUUGAGGUUGGAACAAUGGAACUUGAUAGCGAGUUAAAAACACCAACCAUUACAUCACCUACAACACCUCUCUCUUCAGCAUCUACGUUCUCUCCAAACAUAUCUACUCAAAAAUCAAGACGAGUCUUUGAAAAGAAGGAAAAGCGUGGAAGAAACUCCAUUGGGGUAUUGCAUGCAUGCUAUCAAACAAGACGACAAGUGGGUUGGGAUGAAUGUGGCGCAGGAUUUCAUAGCGAUGAUGGUAAAGUUUUUGUCGCAGAGGGUGGCAGUGAUUUUGAUAUUUUGAUCAAAGAAAAAAAGCCUAUACUUGGAGAUACGUUAGGAUGUGGUGUAUUAGCUAACAAUGGACAGGGAAUUGCUUUCUUCACGUUGAAUGGCAGAUUCAUGGCGUCACCAUUCACUGUUAAAACAACAAAAGAGGACAUGAGGUUCGGGCUUGGAUUUUGGAAGAAUGAGAAGGUGGUUUGCAACUUUGGUCAAAUCCCUUUUCAAUACAACAUUACCAAUGUAUUCGACGAUGUUGAAAGAUAUCUAGGAGACCAUCCAGUGGAUAAUCUACCUGCUCUAUCAGAUUCAGGAUACUCGUAUGAAAGAGAAACAGUCACUGGUCUUUUGGAUCGAUUGUCAACUCUCAGACUCAGAUUAAACAGAGCUAGUGAACAUUUAAACAUGGUAUCUAGAGCUGUAAGAGGAAUGGAUUUAUCACCCUCUUGGUUCGAAUCUGAUGAAGAAUUUGACGACAACGCUGGCUCUGACUACCAACCUUCUGAAUCAGAAUCAUCACAAGAUGACGAGGUACAAGAGCAAGCUCAAUUUAGUGAUCCAGAGGAAGAAGAAAGCAGUUACGAGGAAGAAGGCCAAAACGGUGGUGCAGAGAUGGACACUGGUGAAGAAGAAUAA